Molecule: messenger RNA, 420 nt
Organism: Medioppia subpectinata
Lineage: Eukaryota; Metazoa; Arthropoda; Arachnida; Sarcoptiformes; Oppiidae
Source: the annotation of a GenBank genome assembly
AUGCAAGCCCUGAAGGCAUUGAACGCCAAAAACACAGGCAAUGGUGAAACCACACGCCUGUCAGCUCUGCAGCAAAAUCCAACUCCGGGUGAUCUGAAGAGCCAUAUGUAUGUGCACAACGGCUCCUGGCCUUUCAAAUGCCAAAUAUGUAACCGUGGAUUCAGUAAACAGACAAACCUCCGAAAUCAUAUGUACUUACAUUCCGGCGAUCGUCCGCACGAGUGUGAGGUCUGUCAGAAGAGGUUCGCUUUGGCCUGUAAUCUGAGAGCGCAUCUCAAGACACACGAAGAGCCCCAGAAUGAGAAGUGUUUGCGGUGUUCGCGAGAGUUCCCGACGGCCACCGGUUUAGUGACGUUCGGCUGUUGUCACGACUGCUAUCAUAAUAGUCACGGCAUUCCUCUAUUGAGACACAAAAACUAA